Molecule: messenger RNA, 1575 nt
Organism: Armigeres subalbatus
Lineage: Eukaryota; Metazoa; Arthropoda; Insecta; Diptera; Culicidae
Gene: Faa
Product: fumarylacetoacetase
Exons: 4
Coding region: 16-1494 (492 amino acids)
Biological process (GO): L-tyrosine catabolic process; homogentisate catabolic process; L-phenylalanine catabolic process
Molecular function (GO): fumarylacetoacetase activity
Source: RefSeq, a predicted model, not a curated record
AAUUGUGGAAGUAUAAUGAGCUUGUAUACUAAUACUAAGCUCAGAGAAAACCGGCUUGCGACAACAACAACCUGUUGCCGGAUAAACACGGCCAAAUAUCUCAAAGCAUUCAGUUUCAGUUCGACCGUAAAGCAAGAAAGAAGGUUCUCGCCAACGCUGUCGAUUAUCACCACCGAACUGCGGUUUCGCUAUCAUUUGACUUUGAUUCUGACUUUUCUGGUCAGUAAUAAUAACAAUUUGCGCACCAUGAAAUCGUUCGUCGCCGUACCCGAAAACAAUGACUUUCCUAUCCAGAACCUGCCGUACGGUGUAUUCUCCACCCAAGAAGAUUCUCGCCACCGGUUGGGUGUCGCCAUCGGGGAGCUCAUUCUGGACCUUGGAGCCGUGAAAAGUUUCUAUCCCGUGCAGUUUCAUGAUGCACUAACGGCAACCGUAUUGAACCCACUCAUGGCCCUAGGCUACGAUGCAUGGGCCGAAGUGCGUCAAAUCACUCAAAACCUCCUACUGGAAGGUUCAGAAUUGCACAAAAACCAGAAGCUUCAGCUCACGGCCCUUGUUCCGCAAUCAGCCGUCCAGAUGCAUUUGCCUGCCAACAUUGGUGAUUAUACUGACUUUUACUCGUCCAUCCACCACGCGACCAACGUUGGUAUUAUGUUCCGAGGCAAAGACAAUGCUCUCAUGCCAAACUGGAAGCACCUUCCCGUAGGAUAUCACGGUCGCGCCAGUUCGGUGGUUGUGUCGGGAACACCAGUUCGCAGACCACUCGGUCAAACGCUGCCAGUUGAUGGAGCGGAUCCAGCGUUCGGCCCAUGCCGUUUAUUCGAUUUUGAACUGGAAAUGGCAUUCUUUGUCGGAGGCCCACCAACUCAACUCGGCGAACGAGUCACCACCGAAGAAGCCGCAAAACGUGUCUUUGGCUUUGUGCUGAUGAACGAUUGGAGUGCUCGCGACAUUCAAAAGUGGGAAUACGUUCCUUUGGGACCGUUUACGGCGAAAAAUUUGGGAACGACCAUCUCUCCAUGGGUCGUCACUGUUGCAGCGCUGGAACCGUACAAAGUGGAAAAUUUUCCGCAGGUACCCGAACCAUUCCCAUACCUGCGACACGAGCAAAAAUUCAACUUCGACAUCAAACUGGAAGUGGACAUUAAGCCUGCUAAGGGUGUCUCGACUACUGUCUGCCGGUCGAACUAUAAAAACCUGUAUUGGACGGCGCUGCAGCAAAUCGCGCAUCACACUGUUACCGGCUGCAAUGUGAACCCAGGUGAUUUAAUGGCAUCUGGUACAAUCAGCGGCGACGCCUCGGACUCAUUUGGAUCGAUGUUAGAGUUGAGCUGGAAGGGUACCAAACAGGUACAACUACUGGGCGGAGAAAGUAGGAAAUUUCUGCAGGACAAUGACGAAGUCUUAAUCCGCGGUCACUGCCAGAACGACGAAGUGAGGAUUGGAUUUGGGUCGUGUACUGGAGUGGUUCUACCAGCGAAACCGUUUGAAUAAGAUGUUUUUGGAAAUGCAAAGCACAAUGAAAUAAUUGUUACCAUUAUGAGUUUUGGAAAUAAAAUAAGAAGCAUAAACCUA